AUGGAGCAAAGUUUGAUCAAUGCAACCACUUCAUCUGAGCCAUCUCUUAGUUUACCUAUCACAAGUGAUCCCACAUCCUCUAAUGAACCAGAAACACAUUUGGAGGUCAUUGCUCGUCUGGAGCAACGAGUAGCUGAACUAAGUCACAUGGUACUGCAAAAUCGGUCAUUUUCUCAAACUCCGCCACAUAUGACUCCAUCUCAGGGGGUUCGUCAGACUUUGCCUAUGCCACCUCCAUUCCCAAACUUAGACGAACUUAACCAAGUGAACUAUUUUACCACUUCUCAACCAGCUACUUCUGAACCUCUCACCCACCUAGUCACUCAAAAUGCUCCUCUCUUGUUUACAGCUACUUCUUCAAAGACUCAGUACAUACCGCCGGCACCUCAUCAAGUUCCGCCGGUAUAUACUUAUGCCACAGCUCCGCCAUUGACACAAACCCAAGGACUAUGUCACGCAGAUGUUGAUCAUUAUGUCGAAGUCGAAAAGGAGACAAGAGAAAUUAAUGAUGAAAUGAUAAAUAGAAAGCUCAAAAGUUUGGAGGAGGCUAUGAGAAGUUUGCGUGGACUCGGUAGUAACCAAAGCGUGAGAUAUGAAGAAUUGUGUGCAUUUCCUGAGGUAGAAUUGCCACCAGGUUACAAGAUUCCAAAAUUUGAGAAGUUUGAUGGGUCGGGAAAUCCUUUCUUCCAUUUGAAAGUCUAUUGCGAAAAGUUGAUUGGCGUAGGGAAAAAUGAAGGGAUAAGAGUCAAACUAUUUAAUCAAAGUUUAAGUGGGAAAGCUUUGGAAUGGUAUUCCAAGCAAGAUACAACCAAAUGGCGUACUUGGGAUGACUUGGCAAAUGCUUUUGUGGAUCAUUACAAGUUUCAUGUUGAGAUCGCUCCUGACAGAAUUUCAAUUACAAAAUUAAAGAAGAAGUCAGUUGAAUCAUUCCGAGAAUAUGCUAUACGGUGGAGGGAAGAAGCAUCCAGGGUACACCCUCCGAUGGAGGAAGCAGAAAUGGUCACUUUCUUCAUUCAGGCGCUAGAGCCAGAGUAUUAUGAACGUUUGGUGACAAUGGGUGGAAAAGCUUUUGCAGAAGUGAUCAAAGCUGGGGACAUGAUCGAAGAUGGCAUUAAGACAGGGAGAAUAACAAGUCUAGCAGCAUUGCAGUCUACUAGUAAGGCCAUACAAACUGGCGCUCUCGGAAAUGGAAAGAAAAAAGAAAAAGAAGCGACAGCGGUAAUGGCUCUAGGAAACACCUCAUACCACCAUCAACAACCUCCACGAUACCAGUCUAACGCUCUCCACCCACAAUAUUUUCAAUAUUCAUCACAGCCAUACAACCAAGCUUUGUUAUCUUACCAACCUCAAUCACCACAAAUUUCCUAUCCCGUCUACCACACACAACCAACAUACCGACCUCCGCGACCGCCAACAUACCAAGCUCCACCAUCACAAUCUCAUCAUCCAAACAAUGCAUCCGCACCUCGCCCAAAUAGACCUUUCCGUAAUUUUACACCGCUAGGGGAGCCGUUAAGCGUUGUUUUUGAAAGACUGCAAGCUUCAGGCUUAUUAUAUCCUGUGGAAGGUAGAAUUCCAGAUCCACUGCCCAGAAGUUUUGAUCCCACUAAAACGUGUGCAUAUCAUUCGGGGGUAAAAGGCCAUGCUACUGAUCGUUGUUACGCAUUGAAACAUAAGGUUGAAGAUCUUAUUGAAGCAAAACAGAUCAUGGUCAAACAGCCGACACCAAAUGUUGAUAACAACCCACUCCCGACACAUGAUGAGGCCUCGAUAAAUAUGAUCGGAACAAAUGAAAAUGAUGACGAUCCGGUCAAAUUUAUAGUGCCUGUGAAUAGCGUGGAAGAUCACGAUCUUAUAGCCGUUGCUUCUCCGGCUAUAGUGGUAAGAGGUUGUGUGCCUGUCGAGAUAUUAGGAGCUUCAUCAACACCUGUGGAGAUAGCUCAAGCGCCAAAUCAGUUGCCAGUACUCGAUACCAAAGCCGUACCAUGGAAUUAUCAACAAGCUGUGAUGGAAUGUCGAGGGAAAGAAACGAUCACUGACAAGAUUAAGACGUCAGGAAUGACAAGGUCCGGAAGAAAUGCACUCUUGAAGAUUUUGAGUGAAGCAUGCGUUCCGACUGAAACAACUAGUGAGACAUUAGCUGGAAUGAUUGAGCGCGUGCUUGACAGUCAUCGAAUCAGCUUCGAUAAUGAGAAUCGCCACCGAGGGAUGUAG
Messenger RNA from Lycium ferocissimum, 2214 nucleotides. RefSeq lists its product as uncharacterized. The coding region runs from base 1 to 2214 and encodes 737 amino acids. The transcript has 2 exons. The record is from RefSeq and is a predicted model, not a curated record. Lineage: Eukaryota; Viridiplantae; Streptophyta; Magnoliopsida; Solanales; Solanaceae.